GAGCCCAGGAAGCAGCGUCACGGUGGGGCGGGGACUGCGGACUGCGGACUGGUCGCGAUGGCGGACGUGGAGACCAAGGCCUCCUCCAUAACGCUGGAGGACUGCUCCUUCCUGCCCGUCCUUCACGACAUCAUUAAAUGCAUGGACAAAGACAGCCAAGAAGUGCACCAAGAGCUCAACAAACUCAAGACCAAGCUGCAGGAUACCAGGGACAUGGUUUCAUCGAUGCCUGGGAUUGAUGUUAAUCCCGAACAACAGCAGCAGCAGCUUCAGAGCUUGCGUGAUCAGGUCCGCACGAAGAGCGAACUUCUACAGAAGUACAAGAGCCUCUGUAUGUUUGAUAUCCCCAAAGCAUAGGGAGCUGCUGUGUUUCACCGAGAGGGAAAAUUCCCAUUCCGGGUUCUCUUCACUUACCUGCUGAGUGGAGAACUACAAAUUGAGCAACUUUGUGUGUUUAAUUAUACUUUAUAGAGAACCUCGAGUUGCAAGCGCAAUGCUAAACCUUGCACCAAGGGAAUUGGUAUUUGUAAAAAUAUUUAUUUCAAGUUUAAAAUAACUUUGCCAUGCCUCAUUAUUUCCACAUUUGCAUUGAAUAAUCUUCACAGAUCAUUUUGUAUGUGAAGGAACAUGAUGCUUUAGUGAGCUGUUGUGGUUUGAGUCAGCACAAGAUAUUAAUUUCGGAUAUUUUAAUAAAACACCAAAAAGUU
Amblyraja radiata (thorny skate) is the source of this 707-nucleotide messenger RNA. RefSeq names its product mediator complex subunit 9 (gene med9). The transcript is spliced from 2 exons. Gene Ontology annotation, cellular component: mediator complex. Bases 58 to 357 code for a protein of 99 amino acids. Lineage: Eukaryota; Metazoa; Chordata; Chondrichthyes; Rajiformes; Rajidae. The record is from RefSeq and is a predicted model, not a curated record. Gene Ontology annotation, molecular function: transcription coregulator activity. Gene Ontology annotation, biological process: regulation of transcription by RNA polymerase II.